Messenger RNA from Gambusia affinis (western mosquitofish), 2268 nucleotides. RefSeq lists its product as uncharacterized. Bases 161 to 1513 code for a protein of 450 amino acids. The transcript has 4 exons. NCBI's taxonomy places the organism in Eukaryota, Metazoa, Chordata, Actinopteri, Cyprinodontiformes, Poeciliidae. The record is from RefSeq and is a predicted model, not a curated record.
GGAAGCUGUGAAACCUGCUAACUUCCAAAGAGUUGUCCAGGCAGUAAAGAUUGUCUGUGGUUUUGAUGAAGAAAAGCAUUCAUACCAAACACCAAGUCUUGCACUAAAACUGGGACAUACACUUCAGAAAAUCAGUGACAUUAUCCAUUGCCGAGCACUCAUGGCAGAAGAUGAAGAACUGAUUAAGUCAACAGACACUUUCAAAAAGCUGUAUACAUCCAAGUGGUCUGAGUUAGUGUCACAUACUGCCUUGAACACUCUGAGUCAUGCCAAAUAUAAUAAGCCAUUAACCUUACCAUUCACAGAAGAUGUUCAGAGUCUUCAUAGGUAUCUUAAGGAAUCUGGAGAAAAUGCAUUUUCUAUCUUGAAAGAUGAGGUCAGCCCCCAGAAUUAUGCCAAACUUGCAAAAGUUACUCUUGCACAGGUCAUUGUGUUCAAUCGAAGACGAGCUGGAGAAGUCUCAAAGAUGCAUCUCAGAGGUUUCCAGCAGAGAGAUGACUCAAAGCUCCAUGAAGAUGUUGCUGCUGGAUUGUCCAAGGUUGAAAAAAAGCUCUGUAGCUACUUUAGUCGUGUUGAAAUAAUUGGGAAAAGAGGUCGAAAAGUUGCAGUUCUCCUUUCUCCUGAUGUGGUGGAUGCUCUGACUCUGCUGGUCAGCAAAAGAGAGCAAUGUGGUGUUUGCUCCACAAACAUCUUUCUUUUUGCUCGACCAAGAUCUCAAAGUCACUACAGAGGCCAAGACUGUUUGCGUGUUUAUGGAAGCCAAUGUGGGGCGAAGCAUCCAGAGUUCCUCAGGUCCACACAACUCAGGAAGCAUGUUGCCACAUUGUCACAAGUCCUUAACCUCAAAAAUAAUGAAAUUGACCAGGUGGCUGACUUCCUGGGACAUGAUAUUCGUGUCCACAGGGAAUUUUAUCGCUUACCUGUGCCAACAACACAACUGGCAAAGAUUUCUAAGCUCCUUUUGUCCAUGGAGAAAGGACACGUAUCUACCCUGCAAGGAAAAUCCCUUGAUGACAUCGAAAUUGAAGAUGAAAUAGAACUAAGUGAGGAUGAAGAAAAAGAAGAUUUAAGUGAUUUGGAUGACUGUGAUUCUGAGGAACCUGAGGAACCUGUUGAACCUGAGGAACCUGUUGAACCUGUUGAACCUGUGGAACCUGAGGAACCUGUGGAACCUGAGGAAUCUGUGGAACCUGACCAAAGCAAGAAUAUGGAUGAUUUGUUGGGAGCAGUGUCAUCGGCAGCAGAGGAAAUUGUUCCUUCUGUUGAAGAGACCUCCUCUGUUGCACCCAGAAGACAACCAAAAAAACCAUGGUCAAGUGCUGAGAUUUCUGCUGUUAUGAGGCAUUUUAAAGCUCACAUAGGUAAAGGAAAACUUGCCACUAAAAGUGAGUGCAAUCAUUGCAAGUUGGUGGAAGGUCCUGUGCUGGCUCAAAGAACAGCACAAAACAUCAGGGACUUUGUGAGAAACCGUGGAAUAACUGCUAAGAGGCAGGCACAAAAGAAAAGGCUCUAGAUUUUAUGUGAAGCAAUUACUUGUUCAAAAGUGUUCUCAUGCUACUAAAACAAUUUUUUUCAUUGCCUAUCAAAUAAUAUUAUCUGUAAAGUCCCAUGACUUAAAGGCUGUUUAAAUGUAGUUGUGUUGAUAGGCAGAAAAAUGUUUUUCUAAUGCUGAGGCAUUUUUCUAUUGUCCAGCAUAAAAAUGAUUGGAAAAGAUGGCAGAAUUUUAAUUUAACAUUCUUUUACUUAUUUUUUUAUACUCAUAAUACAUGGCAACAUUCUGUACCCUAAAUCCCUUAUUUUACUUCUCUGUAUGUUUUGUUGAAUCACUUAAAUUGGACUUUUUUGUUUUGGUAAUUUCAAUUUCAGGCAUACUUUUAUUUUUUUAAAGAAAAAUAAUUGAAUUAUUUGGUCAUAUUUGCCUAAUAAAAUAUGUUCUGUUAAUGCUUUGUGCUGUCAGGUUGUGUAUUUAUGCUAAUCAGCAGGUUUUUAAAAAUGACGUAAUUGUCCCUUUAAAGUCCUCACAAUACUUUGUUUUGUUCUCAUAAACCACCUUUUGCUGAUGUCCUAAUAAGCCACCAUGAUGUCAGAUUGCUGUAAAAAAGGCUGUGUAGCUGCUAUCUGAAGUCUAAAGGGCGCUAAAUUUUUUUCAGAUUUUUUGCAGUGUUUUAAACUACCUCCCAUUGCUCUAGCUGCUUGGGAAAGGGUAGUCCAUCUAAACCACCUUCGGGCCUGUUUGGCGAAAAAGGCAGGCUAUACCCUAUAUACCUG